Alnus glutinosa is the source of this 1818-nucleotide messenger RNA. Its product is annotated as hydroquinone glucosyltransferase-like. The coding region runs from base 124 to 1170 and encodes 348 amino acids. The record is from RefSeq and is a predicted model, not a curated record. Gene Ontology annotation, molecular function: UDP-glycosyltransferase activity. The transcript has a single exon. Lineage: Eukaryota; Viridiplantae; Streptophyta; Magnoliopsida; Fagales; Betulaceae.
UCUCUCUUCUUACAAAAGAAAAAAACUGAUCAUCUAUCUAUAUAUACUUGUUUGCUUCGCUAAGCCUCUACAUAUAUAUUAUAUAUCCUUCUAAAAACCCACUGUUUUCCCUCACCUUGAAUUAUGCAACACUCCCAGCAGGAACCACCCCACGUAGCCAUUGUGCCCACUCCAGGGAUGGGCCAUCUCAUCCCACUCGUUGAGUUCGCCAAGCGACUCGUCGUCCACCACGAUUUCCUGGUCACCUUACUCAUCCCCACAGAUGGCUCACCCAUGAAACCUCAAAAGGCCGUCCUUGAAGCACUACCCAACGCCAUAUCCGCCAUAUUUCUUCCUCCCGUGAGCCUGGACGACCUCUCCGAGGACGCUAUGGCGGAGGCUCGGAUCUCACUCACCCUAACUCGGUCCCUCCCUGCCCUAAGAGACUCUUUCAAGGUCUUAGCCGAGUCAUCUCGGCUAGUGGCCCUGGUGGUUGAUUUAUUUGGUAUAGAGGCCUUUGAUGUGGCUAAAGAAUUCGGUGUUUCUUCCUACCUUCUUUUCCCUACAACCGCGAUGGUUUUGUCGUUGGUCUUUUACUUACCGGAGCUUGAUGAAACAUACUCUUGUGAGUACAGAGACUUGCCGGAACCUGUCAAAUUACCUGGUUGUGUGACGGUCCGUGGGACGGAUCUGAUAGACCCGAUUCAAGAUAGAAAGAAUGAGGUCUAUAAAGGGAUUCUACAAAUGGCCAAACGAUACCCUCUUGCUGCUGGAAUUAUGGUUAACAGCUUUUUGGAUUUGGAACCAGGUUCUUUUAAAGCUUUGAUGGAAGGAAAAGAGGGAAGGCCACCUGUUUACCCAGUUGGACCGCUAGUUCAGUCAGGUUCAGAUCAUGGGGCUUACGGUUUGGAGUGUUUGAGGUGGUUGGAUGAGCAGCCAAAUAACUCAGUGUUAUUUGUUUCAUUUGGUAGUGGUGGGACGCUUUCACAUGAGCAGCUACAUGAAUUGGCCUUAGGACUUGAAAUGAGUGGACAAAGAUUUCUUUGGGUUGUCAGGAGCCCACAUGAGAAAGCUGCCAAUGCAACUUACUUCAGCGUACAAAGCAUUAAGGAUCCUUUUGAUUUUCUUCCCGAUGGGUUCUUGGAGAGGACCAAAGGGGUGGGUCUAGUGGUGCCCUCUUGGGCUCCUUAGGUGCAGGUCCUAAAGCAUGGCUCCACGGGCGGGUUCUUGACCCAUUGCGGGUGGAAUUCAACCCUGGAGAGCAUUUUGCAUGGCGUGCCGUUGAUUGCUUGGCCACUCUACGCGGAGCAAAGGAUGAACUCCGUACUGCUAGCUGACGAUUUGAAGGUUGCUUUGAGGGUCAAAGUCAAUGACAAGGGUCUAGUGGGACACGAAGAUAUUUCAAACUACGCAAGAUGCCUGAUUGAAGGAGAAGAAGGAAAAUUGCUCAAGAGCAAAAUGAAAGAACUAAAGAUUGCAGCUGAUAGGGCUUUGAGCGAAGAAGGGUCGUCGACAAAAUCACUGGCGGAGGUGGCUCAGGUCAUGAAGAGUCACAAUUCAUGACAAAGAAUAAUAUAUUUUGAGUCGUUUGGUCUACAUGCAGCAGUUUUUGUUGUGCAAGAGUUCAAAUUUUAAGGGUUCAUCUAAAGACUAUGGAGAAUUGGGGAGCGGUGGAAUUGCGAAAGUCGGUGGAGUGAGGAGGCUUCGUCGGGAGAAAGGAGUGUGGUUUGUAAUUUGUACUGGUUUGGGAUUAGUAGCGUGUUUGUGGAGCUGAUGGCUGAGCUGGUCGUGUUGUGUAAAGCAAAUAAUUUGUAUAAUGCUCCAUUUGUUCCGAGGUUA